AUUUAUGUCAUUAAAUGAAGAAAAAGAAUUAUGCGAUUCGGCAUUUUUAGUAGUUUAUGAGCAAUAUAGAAAAAGAAUUUUAGGGGAUAAUAGCAUUGAAACUAUUUUUGUAAGACAUGUUAUGAAUAAUUUGCUUAAAGGAUUAAAUGAUGAUUUGAUGACAUUGAAAACAUAUAAGCAAGAAGGUCCAUAUGAUGGUAAUAUGAAAGAAAUAGUAACAAACACUGAAGCUGAGGGACCUUUAGCUCCUUUUGUAGUUUAUGUGGUUGAUGACGAUAAUGUUGUUAAUGCUUUUUCAUUUGGUGCGGCAAGGAAGAUUCUUAUUUUCACUGGUAUGCUAAAAGCAAUUGAUUACGAUGAAGAAUUUCUUUCAGUGAUUAUGUCUCAUGAAAUAGGACAUAUCUUACAAAGACAUUCAAGUGAAACACUUGGAUUUAAUCAAGUGAUGUAUAUUUUAACAGAUACACUUCGUACUUUAUUAUGGUAUCCAUUUUUGGCUGCAUUAGGUCCCUUUAUUAAUGAGUACAUAAAUGUCAUAACGCAAAAAUUAAUAGCAGCAUAUGGAGCUGGAAGAUACAAUCAAAAAGAAGAAAAAGAAGCAGAUUUUGUAGGUUUACAAUUAAUGGCUUUAUCGGGUUAUCAUCCAGCAAGAGCCAUAGAGCUAUGGUCUCACUUAGCAAUUAAUAAAGACCAAGUGGUCGAAGAAGAUUUACCCGAAUUUUAUCUUUCACAUCCGAGCGAAUAUGCUAGAGCACAAUAUCUAUCUGAAGUGUUACCUGAUGCUUAUAAAAUUUAUGAGGAUGUAAUUAAAAAUGAAGGAAAAGCUUUACCUUUUAAUUUUAAUAGAGUUACAGUGAAACCUGAUGAGACUACUGUUCAAACUAGACGAUGGUUUACAUGGAAAAUUUUUUGA
Messenger RNA from Dentiscutata heterogama, 913 nucleotides. The record is from the annotation of a GenBank genome assembly. Lineage: Eukaryota; Fungi; Glomeromycota; Glomeromycetes; Diversisporales; Gigasporaceae.